AUGCGUGACCAACGUCGAGUUGCCAAUUUCGAGCGCGUCGAAACGCUCGCCGCGUUUCGCGCCUGGUUCACCGGAUGCGGCCAAUCGUUGGGGAUCGUCGGCGCCGCGCAAUCCGGCAAAACGUUUCUCGCGCGUCAGCUCGCCGAGCUGCCCGAAUGCGUCGCCGCGCAUUUUUGCCGCUGCAACGAGCCGCAAACGUCCGAAUCAGCGACGUUCAUCCAAUCGAUCGGCGAGCAGCUCAGUCGUCGAUUCCCCAAUCUUGUGCUUCCGCGCUUAUCGACAACCACAUUUCUCGCCGAGCCGCGCGUCGCCAUCGAGCACUACCUUCAAAUGCCGCUCGACGCGAUGCCGAUCCCGUCGAAGCCGGUAUUCAUCGUAUUGGACAACAUGAUGAACAACGAGCUAUUGGAAAUGCUUCGGACAAUUCUCCCAAGAUGGAUUCGAUUAGUAUGGACGUCAAGAAAAGUGGAUUAUAAGGACGUUCACAUUCUUCGAAUCGAUUUGAUCGAUCUCGAGCGCUUUAUUAAAGUUCGAUUACCUCAUUGUAGUUUCGCCGACAUCUUAAAAUCAUCUCAGGGUUCCUGGCUUUAUGUUGAUCUACUCUCACGGGCAAUAGACUUCAAUAUUCUAUUCAAUAUUCCAAAAUCCAUUACCGAUCUGCUAGCCGAUGUCGUCUCGAAUCUUCCCAAAUCGUUCACCGAUGUUCUCAAGCUGGUCAAGGCAAGUCGCAAUUCGCCGACACGCCAACAACUCCUCGCCGUUGCUCAAAUGCUUGUCCACGAGGAAGUGUCGAUAUUGGAAGUCGAAUUGAAUCUGAUCCACGAUGUCGUUUGCGACGAGGAGCCGUCGAAAUUCGAAAUCCCUUUCGCGUGGCUCGAGCUCAUUGACGAUUUGAAUCUUGCCCGAUAUCAUUCCGCGUGGGCCGAGCAUUUCAAAACGAAACGCAAGAAGACAGCGCAAGACAUCAUCGAACUGGCUUAUCAUUUAGCGCAUUCUGACGUGCCCAGUACGAAUGCCGUCAAAACACUGCAAAGUAUCGGCGCUUCGCAACUUCUACUCAAGUGCUCUGUCAUUGACGUGCUCACCACCAAGCUUCUCACACUGGCCGGCGCCAAAUAUCAGGAUCAUGUGAACGAUGUGGUGUUCGCGUGCUCGACGGGCAACAUCGACGAGCUGAAGGCGAUGAUCGGCGAGGCGCGACCGAGCAGCGCGGAGAUCUGCAUGGGCCUUCUUAUCGCCUCGGCGCGCGGCAAUCUCGCGAUGUGUCGAUUCAUCGUCGACGCGUUUCCGCACGUCGCCAUUUCGUCGUGUUGCGGCGAGUGGAACGCGCUCCGAAGCGCCGCGUGCAACGGCCAACUCGGCGUUCUCGAGUUGCUCCUCUCGAAAGGCGUUCACGUCGAUGAGUGCGGCAACAGCGAUCGAACGGCGUUGCGCGCCGCCGCGUGGGCCGGACAAUUGGCCGCCGUUCAAUUAUUGCUUCAAGCCGGCGCCGAUGUCGAUCGACGGGAUUCGGAGAAUCGCACCGCGCUAAUGGCCGCCGCGUUCAUGGACCAUAAGCCCGUCGUGCAGGUCAUUCUUCAAUACGGCGCUGACAUCAAUGCCGUUGAUAAAUCGGGAGCCACCGCGUUUCAUUUGAAUCUUUCCAAUGGUUCGAAGGGACCACAACACCAAGAGACCACUCAGCUUCUUCUCGAACACGGUGCACUUUGCACAAUCGAAGACGGCAACGGUAGAGUUGUUCUCCAUCUGGCCGCUUAUCAUGGCGACGCGUCGCUUCCCGAAAUUCUGAAGCAGUCGACGUCGGUUGAUGUUCAGGACUCGAUGGGACAAACACCGUUGAUACUUGCCGCCAGUCAAGGCCAAUUGGAAUCGGUACGAUUGCUCGUCGAGUCCAAUGCCGACGUCGAUUGCAUCGAUCACAACGGCCGAACCGCACUUCAAUGGGCGGCGAUCAACGGCCACACCGACACGGUGCGCUAUUUGUGCGGCGUCGGCUCCGACGAGCUCCACAAAGACAACGACGGCGCAAUCUCGCUGCAUUACGCGGUCGCUCAUGAUAACGUCGACCUCGUUCGCAUAUUGAUCAAUGAGCAGACGAUCAACGCCGCCGAUCGAUAUGGUCAACAUCCGCUGAUUGUGGCGUGCGGCCACGGCAACGUCAACGUGAUUCGAGAGUUGUUGGCGAACGGCGCGCCGCGCAAUCUCGCCGCCCACGACGGACGAACACCGCUGACGGUGGCCGCGUUGGCGGGCCACACCGAAAUCAUCGAGCUGCUCGCGCCGGGCAUUUGCGAUUGGAAUCAGUUGGAUCAAGACGGCACACCGCUCGUGCACACGUUGAUCGUUUCCAAGCUGAUCUACACCGCCGAGAUUUUGCUCAAAUCGGGCGCCUCGCCAACGGCGAAAGACGCGCAUGGAAGAACGUGCGCGCAUGUGGUGGCGUCGACGAACGAUCUGAACGCGGCCGCAAUGCUGCGAACACUCGGCGCCUCGUUCGAAGUCACCGACGCCGCUGGCCGAACGCCGUUGAUGACAGCCGUCUGGGCGAAACAUUAUCAAAUUGUGUUCUAUUUGCUGGAGACGUGCGGCGUUGAGCCGAAUCGUGUCGAUCAUCAGGGUGCGUCGGCACUAUCGAUUGCCGCCCAAAUCGGCGAUCGCGAUCUCGUCACACUUCUGCUGAAGUUCGGCGCCGACGCGACAAUUCGCGAUUCGAUGGCGCGCACGCCAAUCGACGUCGCGCGUCUCUCCGGCCACGAAUCGAUAGCAGCACUUCUGAAGGCCGCCAACGGCUCGUCGGAUUCGUCAGGCAUUGGCAGCAGUGUGCCGAACAGCCCGCUAGACGGCGGCGGCAAGUCGCGAUGCCGCCGCGCGACGCAAUCGCUUCGCGCCAGAAUCUUGAACACCUAG
This is a messenger RNA of Caenorhabditis bovis, 2907 nucleotides long. The record is from the annotation of a GenBank genome assembly. NCBI's taxonomy places the organism in Eukaryota, Metazoa, Nematoda, Chromadorea, Rhabditida, Rhabditidae.